AUGUCUACCCCGGCGAACCAGCAAUCGUUCACCUUAAACAACGGAGUCAAGAUUCCCACCGUUGGUUUCGGUACAUUCGCCAAUGAGGGAUCCCAGGGUGAGACAUACAAGGCAGUCACCAAGGCCCUAGAGGUUGGUUACAGACACCUCGACUGUGCGUGGUUUUACAAGAACGAGGCCGAAGUCGGCGAGGCACUCCGCGAUUUUCUCGCGAAGAACCCGUCGGUGAAGCGUGAGGAUAUCUUCAUCUGCACCAAGGUUUGGCAGCACCUGCACGAACCCGAGGAAGUUAAGUGGUCGUUGGAGAACUCCCUAAAGAACUUCGGUCUUGACUACGUCGACCUGUUCCUCAUCCACUGGCCCAUCGCUGCCGAGAAGAAUGAGCAAUACAUGCCCAAGCUCGGCCCUGACGGCAAGUAUAUCAUCAAGAAGGGCCUCACAGACAACCCUGAGCCAACAUGGCGCGCGCUAGAGGAGCUGUACGAGCAGAAGAAGGCUCGCGCGAUUGGUGUCUCCAACUGGACGGUCGCCGGCCUAAAGCAGCUGCUGGGAUUCGCCAAGGUUGUGCCGGCCGUAAACCAGGUUGAGGUGCAUCCCUUCCUGCCGAACCAGGAGCUCAUCGACUUCUGCCGGGAGCACAACAUCCUAAUCGAAGCAUUCUCUCCGCUUGGAUCACAAGACCAGGUGCCCAACACGGGAGAGAAGGUGCGUGACAACAAGCAACUCAAUGAGGUCGCGCAGCGCAGUGGCAACACCCUAGCCCAAGUUCUACUGGCCUGGGGUAUCCGUCGUGGCUACGUUGUGCUACCCAAGAGCGCCACCCCCUCUCGCAUCGAAAGCAAUUUCCAAAUCCCUGAGCUGUCGGAUGCCGACUUUGAAGCCAUCAAUGCGGUUGCCAAGGGCCGCCAUUACCGCUUCGUCAACAUGAAAGACACCUUCGGCUACGAUGUCUGGCCCGAGGAGGCCGCAUAA
Messenger RNA from Hypoxylon trugodes, 972 nucleotides. Its product is annotated as Aldo/keto reductase. The coding region runs from base 1 to 972 and encodes 323 amino acids. The transcript has a single exon. NCBI's taxonomy places the organism in Eukaryota, Fungi, Ascomycota, Sordariomycetes, Xylariales, Hypoxylaceae. Gene Ontology annotation, molecular function: aldose reductase (NADPH) activity. Gene Ontology annotation, cellular component: cytosol. The record is from RefSeq and is a predicted model, not a curated record.